AUGGAUACAAAGCCCAUUGCUGUUGCUCAUGUUCAAAUGGCAUCAAUCUCUGCAUCAGGUCCUAACGGUAACAACAAAGCAAAGUCUUUUGUCGUAUCCCCUGUCUCGUGUGCUCUCCGUACGGUCAAGCCACCUCAGGCUACAAUCCAAACAGAGAACAUGUUCAGUCCUCUUGCGUCACCUAUAAUGCUACUUGGCUAUGUUAAUGGUACAAUCUCUCGUCCAUCAACAACACGCUCGGCCACUGGUCCUACAGGAGCCACUGAAGAACCAAAUCCGGAGUUUGCAAAGUGGAUCCGCAAUGAUCAGCUGGUUAUGGCAUGGAUCUUUGGUUCUCUGUCGGAACCAUCACUCCAAGCUUUCUACGGUAUGCAUUCGUCUCAAGAGGUAUGGUCAGCGCUUGCUAAAAAGUUUAAUCGAGUCUCUACUACUAGAAUGUUCGAACUGAAAAAUAGAUUGAGGGCAUGUAUUAAGUAUGGGAGACCUAUGGAUGAGUAUCUAAGUGAACUAAAGCAAGUGUUUGAUCAGUUAGACUCAAUAGGUUUUCCUAUGUCUGAAUUAGAGAAGAUUCAUAGCUUGUUAACUGGCUUAGGCAAGGAAUAUGAAUCUAUUGCUACUGUGAUUGAGCACUCAAUGGAUGCUGAACCUGGUCCGUGUUACGAAGAUGUCGUUUUCAAAGUCAUUGCUUUUGAUGAUAAGCUGAAGACCAACUCUGCUGCUCCUCCGGUCACACCUCACCUCGCCUUUCAAGCUGAAAAGACUUACUUCGACAGGGGCUCUAGUAACCGAGGAGGACGGUCUGGCUCUGGCGGUGGCUACAGAGGAAGAGGAAACUAUUCUACUAGAGGUCGUGGCUUUCAACAGCAUGGAAGCAGUCAGAAUAGUGGAUCUUCUCGUCCUACUUGUCAGAUUUGUGGGAAAUAUGGUCAUAGUGCUGCCAAGUGUUACAACCGCUACAAUGAGGAUUUUCACUCCAGACCUACCUACUGCUCUUGCUGCUAUGAGGGUUUAUGA
Camelina sativa (false flax) is the source of this 1014-nucleotide messenger RNA. The record is from RefSeq and is a predicted model, not a curated record. NCBI's taxonomy places the organism in Eukaryota, Viridiplantae, Streptophyta, Magnoliopsida, Brassicales, Brassicaceae.